UUGUAAUCAGAGAGCUCAACUAUUGGCUACGAGUUUAUUACCGUAAGCGACUCAUUGGCUAGCUCGAAAGAGUAGGAAGUGCCGGUCGAGGUUCAAUAAGUAGCCUAUGUCUGAUGAUGAAACUGGAAAGCUGUUCUUAAGCCGAUUUUUAAUAUUGUUGCGACUCUCGAAGUAUAUAACCAACUGUAGGAACAUUUAUCAUGAAACCUGCAGAUUUUAUCAAACAGAAAUACCCGCAAACGGUCACAAACUCAGACAUAUAGUUAUACUGAAGUCAAGCUAUACUAUAGUUAGCUUGCGUGUUUGCUACAACCAAUGAUGUUGUAAAGCAGUUAGUCUGCGUGGCGUGUCAGCUGCAAAAUAAUGCUAACUACAGUAUGCUAGCAGAAUUUUACGCCCAGUCGACUGAAGUGCUUUCCAUGUUCUGAAGAAAUUUUUAAAAAUCAUGACUGUGAAGACGUGGAAUCUGCUUUCACUGUUAUUGCUUGUGUCAAGCGUGGUAGCAGCUGAUGUAGAAGAGCUGAAUGAUGCGCCUGAAGCCAAGUCAUUUCACAGUCAGAACACUGAGGAGGAUGAAGUGCCAGUGGGGACGCAGAUUGUAGCAGGGCAGGUGUUCCCCCGAGAGGAUGUUUCCCAGGGUGAUGACGCUCAGAAGGAGUCCGACAACGUCCAUGAAGGAGCGGGCAAGGAAGAACUCCCUCCACAGCCCAGCCCCAAGGAGGAGAAGCCAAAGGAUGUUCCUGUGGUGGUUGGGGGUACAGCUGCAGGGGAACCCUGCCUCUUCCCCUUCCUCUUCCUGGGGAAGGAGUAUUCAGAGUGUACUACAGAGGGGCGCACUGACAACAGGCUCUGGUGUGCCACCACAUACGACUACGACAGUGACAAGAGAUGGGGUUUCUGUGAGACUGAAGAGGAAAGCGAGCAGAGGCGAAAGGCGGAGGAGGUUGAAGAGCUGUAUCAGAAGGCCAUGAAGAUCAUCAAUGGCACAAGCAAAAAGAACCAGAGGAAGGAGGCGUAUAAAACGCUGGUGAAAGUGGCGGACAUGGGCCACACCAAGGCCAUGGAGAAGGUGGCAUACGCCAUGCUGUUCGGCGACAGUUUGGCCCAGAAUGUCCUAAAGGCUCGGGACAUGUUUGAGAAGCUGGUGGUGGAGGGGUCACCCAAAGCUCAAACGGCCCUGGGAUUCAUCUACGCUGCUGGCUUAGGAGUGAACUCCAGCCAGGCAAAGUCGUUGGUGUACUAUACCUUUGGGGCCUUGGGUGGAAACCUUGUGGCUCACAUGAUCCUGGGCUACCGGUACUGGGGCGGGGUCGGGGUGCCACAGAGCUGUGAAUCUGCGCUGACGCACUACAGACAGGUGGCUAACCACGUGGCCAAUGACAUCUUGGGGACGGGCGGAGGUGUGGUGCAGAGGGUCAGGCUGCUGGACGAGCAGGAGAACCCUGGGACAGCCAGCGGGAUGCUGGAGGAGGACCUCAUCCAGUACUACCAGUUUCUCGCGGAAAAGGGGGACGUGCAAGCCCAGGUGGGUCUGGGGCAGCUGCACUUGCACGGAGGACGUGGAGUGGAGCAGAAUCACCAGAGGGCCUUCGACUACUUCACCCAGGCAGCGAACGCGGGGAACACUCUCGCCAUGGCCUUUCUCGGGAAGAUGUACUCGGACGGCAGCGAGGCAGUGCCGCAGAACAACGAGACCGCCCUGCAGUACUUUAAGGAGGCCGCCGAGCUGGGUAACCCAAUGGGCCAGAGUGGCCUGGGCAUGGCCUACCUGUAUGGUCGAGGUGUCCCUGUGGACUACGAGCGGGCGCUGAUGUACUACCAGAAGGCUGCAGACCAGAGCUGGGUUGAUGGACAGCUGCAGUUAGGCACCAUGUACUUCAAUGGCAUUGGGGUGAAGCGGGACUACAAGCAGGCGCUGAAGUACUUCAACCUGGCAUCACAGGCAGGUCACAUCCUGGCCUUCUACAACCUGGCGCAGAUGCAUGCCUCUGGCACAGGGGUAAUGCGCUCCUGCCACACAGCUGUGGAGCUCUUCAAGAACGUUUGUGAGCGUGGCCGCUGGUCAGAGAGGCUGAUGACUGCUUAUGAUAGCUUCAAAGACGGUGACGUGGACUCUGCUGUGGCGCAGUACCUGCUGCUGGCUGAACAGGGCUAUGAGAUAGCACAGAGCAAUGUGGCCUUCAUCUUGGACCAGAAACCGGGAGCGGUGCAGAUCUUCGGAAGGAACGAGACGCACCCACGAGCUCUGCUCCACUGGAACAGAGCGGCGGCCCAAGGGUACACUGUGGCGCGGAUCAAGCUGGGCGACUACCACUUCUACGGCUACGGCACGGACGUGGACUACGAGAUCGCCGCCAUGCACUACAGGCUGGCGUCUGAGCAGCAGCACAACGCACAGGCUAUGUUUAACCUGGCCUACAUGCACGAGAACGGGCUGGGCAUCAAAAAGGACAUUCACCUGGCGAAGCGCUUCUACGACAUGGCAGCCGAAGCCAGUCCAGAUGCCCAGGUGCCCGUCUUCCUGGCGCUGUGCAAGCUGAGCCUCCUCUACGCGGUGGAGUACCUGCAGGAGCUCAACAUAAAGGAGCUCCUAGCCCAGAUGGACCUGGACCAGUUGCUGGGGCCGGAGUGGGACCUCUGCCUCAUGACCCUCAUUGCCCUGCUCCUGGGCUCCGUCAUCGCCUACCGCCAGAGACAGCAGCUGGCCCCGCCCCCGGCUCCCCAGCAGGCCGAGCCCCAGCCUGACCAGCAGUGAGGCCGACCCUGACCACCCCACCCUGCAGGCCUCUCUUGUGGGGCAGGAGGAACUCCAUGGGAUCACCAUGGGAUUCACCAGACGCCGAAAGACUGCUCUGGGGGAAAUGUGGCGUGGGGGUGAAAAUCUGCGUUUUUAUUGGGUGACAGAGAAAAAAAAAGUGCAACGUUGAGGGGGGAAAAAACUGACGUGUGUCUCAGGGUUUGGCCUUUUGAGUGUUACGGCCAUAAGACUGGCUAGAACUCCCAUGCUAUAAGUACUGCUGUUCCUCUCGUUAAAGCUGUUUUGCCUUCAUCGUCCUUUCAUGUGCCUCAGCUUCUGGAGUGGAAAUGUGCGGGCGGUGCGACAGUGAGGUCUGUGGGGUGGCUCUGAACACAGCGCAGUGACGGCUCACGGUCUGGCCAAAACUACGCAGCAACUUUUUAAAAGGAGACUGAGAUUUGAUUUGGAUUUUUAAAUGUAUUAUAUUUAGCCCCAAAUGCUCGGGGGCUGUGCCAGUGUACACUGGUAGAACUCAGGAAAACACAUGGCCAUCUGUGGAAAAGGAUUUUAACAAGUUAGACCUUAAAACCGUAUGAUCUCUUGUCUUGAUUGAGAGUUUUUGGUAUGUAUUUGGAAAUUAGAACCACAUGCUUAUGCUGAAGCCCAUAGUUUUAGGGUAUUUUUGCUGUCAUUUGCACUAAAAGUUAAAGGAAAAGAUAUGGUAAGGUUGGUUAUAGGUUUGGGUUUUGGCACAUUGUUUUCUAUGAUGUAUGUGCCAUAUGGAUUGCAUCUGUACUAUGUUGGAUGCUAGAGUAAUGGAGACCGUGUCGUUGGUUGUAAUGCAAUGAAAUGGUACGCUGUUCAGAUGGGACGUUGGUGUCAGUCAUAUGACACACCAGCAACUGUAAAAUGGAGUCAUAGCACCAUGGGUAGCCAGUGCAUUGGCCUCUGUGGGAUGACGGCAUGUGUACUGCUUCAUGCAAAGAGCUAGACUCUUCCACUCUGCAGACUGUAAAAGAUGGAAGCAGCUAGCCUCAGAUAAGCUUUAUUUAAUGCAGUUCUCCCUGUGAUUCCUUGUGAUUCCUGUAUUUUUCUCUUCAUACUACAAGACGUAAUUGCUAAUAACAGUUGUUACAAUGUGGUUGAGUUAAUAGUCUGAUUUAUUCUGAUGUGUGCUGUUCCAUUUGAUUCUACUCUGUCAGCCUGUCGUGAGUUGGUAACAGCAGUUGGUUGUCACAUAUGCGACAGUUGGUUUUAGAGAUAUUUGCUUCCCAAGUGUAGAAAACUGAUGUAUUCUGAACUGUGAGAAAGCUUGUGUGUUGCUUAUUUUAAGCCAAGUAUUCUUGAUGUUUCCACGUCUAAACAAUGUAAAGCCCUUCUAACAGGAAGUGAAAAUAUGAGAUGAUUCGGUGUUCAGCAAUCAUUGGUGCAACUUUCAUACUCUUCCCCACUAUAAAUAAAAACUUAAUUCACGUAAUCUCUGAGGUUUUGGACAUAUAAUGACCGCACAACAUCAUUUGCCAUUAUGCUUUUCAGUGUUUGUUAUUCGACAAAUGAAUUAUUAAUUGAAAAUUUGUUCAUAAUGCUUCCACUAGUUAAGAUUUAUAUAAUGUAGUUUGUAAGAUAACGACUGUUUUGGUAGAUGGAUACAUACAUAAACAACCCCUUAAGUGAAAAUAUGCCUUGAAAGUUAAUUUGUAUGGUUUUUGUUGAAGAAUUAAUUCUAUUCCAUUUGAAUGGAGUUGAAACUACCCUCUAACUCUAAGUGCUGAGUUGAACUGUAUUUUAAAAAUUCAGGGGUAAAAUGUAGCAGAUUUGAUUUAAAUUUAUAUAAAUAUGUUAGGUUAAUAGGUUUUACUUUAUACAGGAAAGGGAGGAGUCUUUUCUAAAUACUUGUCUCUAUAUGACAAUAUAGAGACAAACCUCAGUUGAAGAAUAGAAUGUAUAGAUUGAUCUUAAUAGGACUUAAAUGUAAGGACUUAAUUGUGAGUGGUUAUAUGGCCCAGGUUAAUUGCAAAAAGACUGCUAUGUCUAUCGUUCAUUGAGGGUUAUGAAGUGGUGUGGGUUUAUUUUGCACUUUAAUUUUCUUUUUCAAAUACUUGGAAAGUAUCAGAAAAUAUUGAAAUAAAAAAACUUUUUGCUGGUACAAUAUUUAGAGUUUAUGGAAAGACAAAAAAUGGAAUAAAAUGAUUAAUGGAAAU
This is a messenger RNA of Anguilla anguilla (European eel), 4938 nucleotides long. Its product is annotated as protein sel-1 homolog 1-like. The transcript is spliced from 21 exons. NCBI's taxonomy places the organism in Eukaryota, Metazoa, Chordata, Actinopteri, Anguilliformes, Anguillidae. The record is from RefSeq and is a predicted model, not a curated record. Gene Ontology annotation, molecular function: protein binding. The coding region runs from base 446 to 2755 and encodes 769 amino acids. Gene Ontology annotation, biological process: ERAD pathway. Gene Ontology annotation, cellular component: endoplasmic reticulum membrane.